Perkinsus marinus ATCC 50983 is the source of this 720-nucleotide messenger RNA. RefSeq lists its product as hypothetical. The coding region runs from base 1 to 720 and encodes 239 amino acids. The transcript is spliced from 5 exons. NCBI's taxonomy places the organism in Eukaryota, Perkinsozoa, Perkinsida, Perkinsidae. Gene Ontology annotation, biological process: proteolysis. Gene Ontology annotation, molecular function: serine-type endopeptidase activity. The record is from RefSeq and is a predicted model, not a curated record.
AUGAGAAUUCGUGGUCAAAUGUGUGCNNNNGGAUCAUUGCGGCCAAUUCGAACAACGCGAAGGAUGUCUUAUGAAAAGGGAGUUGCUCCUGUCAAGUUCUCUCGCGCUGGGAGGAGGCGUUGCGAUACUGCGGCUCUAUUUAGUCGUGUGUUGAAGAAAGCUGUCAAGAAGGGCUUCGUAGUCCUCGUAUCUUCCUCUAACUCGGACAAAGUCGACAGUGCGUGCGAGAUUGAGCAACCUUGUUCCCAGGCCAAUGGUAUAACAGGAGUUCUCUGCGUUACCUCAACCUACGUGGAUGACCCGAUGACGUUGGUCAGUGGGGCUUCCAAAUUGGCAACUCUUGCCGUACCAUCCUCCGACGUCUGGUUCCCAACACCGGAGCGUGAGGGAAGCGAGUGGCUAUAUUCAAAGAGUACGGGCUCAUCGGUCGCCACGGCUAUUGUUGCCGGGAUAGCAGCUCUGGUGACGAGUUUGGGGCACUUCGAUCCAGCAGACGUCGAGAGGAUAUUAUUGAACUCCACAAAGGGAAGAGCGAAAACGGAUAAAGACGAGAUGCUGUACGGAGUCCUCGAUCCCUACCUCGCUAUUCAACAGGCAAUUAAGGAAGCUACUUUAUCAACCUCGGAGGAGUCACGGAUGACUCGGAGGCAGAAAGAAUCAUCCUGCACGAUCUCAUGCAUAUUGAGAGUCUUCGUCUCCAUGAGCAUCUGUAGGCUGUAA